Molecule: messenger RNA, 891 nt
Organism: Daktulosphaira vitifoliae (grape phylloxera)
Lineage: Eukaryota; Metazoa; Arthropoda; Insecta; Hemiptera; Phylloxeridae
Exons: 3
Coding region: 226-840 (204 amino acids)
Biological process (GO): vesicle-mediated transport
Cellular component (GO): membrane
Source: RefSeq, a predicted model, not a curated record
UUGAAUAUGCCUAAUGAUGUCAUUAUUAAAUAUUAUUUCAAAAUAUGUAUUUGUUUGAUAAUUUUGUUAACUUAUAAAAGUACUAUUAUAGAAAUAUAAGUGUCAUUUUCUCUAUCUUAUCCGUGCAUACGUGUAAAGUAAUUUUUUUAUUCAAAUAUUUUGCGUAACAAUGGGUCUCCUAUAAAACAUUUUUUAAAUAAGUUUAUUUGUGGAAAAACUAUUAUAAUGACUAGUUUAAAACUAGAGCUUGACGAAUAUCUCAGCAAGAAUCAAAAGAGUGUAGGUAGCAAUGGACAUGUGAUUAUUCCUAAAGUUAUUAAAAAAUUCAUUAAUGGCGAAAUCAGUGAACAAACUGAGAACUUGUUGGAUGGAUCUCAACAAAGUUAUAUAUCUUUUCCAACAUUGACCAAAACUCAAAGAAUAUUAGGUUUUAUGAUAUGUGUAUGUAUUAGUUGUUUAAUGUUUUCUCUGUCGGCUUUGUAUUUGCCAGUACUGUUAUUGAAAGCCAGGAAAUUUGCUAUUUUUUAUUCUACUGGAAGUAUUUUUGCUUUUGUAAGUGUAUCAUUUUUGACUGGACCAUUGAAUCAUUUCAAAUUUAUAACAUCCAAGGAAAAACUUCCAUUUUUACUCAGCUACAUUACAACACUUUUUUGUACUCUAUAUUUUUCAUUAUUCAUGCAAAGUACUCCUUUUACAUUACUGUCAUUAACUUUUCAUUUAAUACUGAUUUUUUAUUUUCUAUUAAACUCUAUACCGUUUGGACAAAAAGGUUUAUCAUUUUUUGGACGUGUUUUUACUUCUGCAGUUAGAAACAAAGUGUCAAAUUCUUUGCCUGUUUAAAUAAAAAAUUAAUUUUUUCUUCUAUUUUUUUUUAUUUUUAUUGUUGAUUAC